CGUCGCCGCCGCCGCGGUCGCCGCUGCCGCCGCCGCCGCCGCCGCCGCCGCCGCCCGAACCCGCGCCGAGCGUGCGCCUCGCCCUCCUCCCGCGCCCGCUCUGCUCUAGGAUGCUGCGGCAGGUUCUGCACAGGGGCUUGAGGACGUGUUUCUCCCGGCUCGGCCACUUCAUUGCCAGUCACCCUGUCUUCUUCGCCUCGGCGCCGGUGCUCAUCUCCAUCCUGCUCGGCGCCAGCUUCAGCCGCUACCAGGUCGAGGAGAGCGUGGAGCACCUGCUGGCGCCCCAGCACAGCCUGGCCAAGAUCGAGCGCAACCUCGUUAACAGCCUCUUCCCGGUCAACCGCUCCAAGCACCGUCUCUACUCGGACCUGCAGACCCCCGGGCGCUACGGCCGGGUCAUCGUCACCUCCUUCCAGAAAGCCAACAUGCUGGACCAGCAUCACACCGACCUGAUCUUAAAGUUGCAUGCUGCUGUCACCAAGAUCCAGGUUCCAAGGCCUGGUUUUAAUUACACGUUUGCCCAUAUAUGUAUCCUGAAUAAUGAUAAGACUUGCAUCGUGGAUGACAUAGUGCACGUCCUGGAAGAGCUAAAGAACGCUCGGGCCACCAAUCGGACCAAUUUUGCUAUCACAUACCCAAUCACUCACUUAAAGGACGGGAGGGCUGUGUACAAUGGGCACCAGCUUGGGGGCGUCACUGUGCACAGCAAAGACCGGGUGAAAUCUGCAGAGGCCAUCCAGCUCACCUACUACCUGCAGUCAAUCAACAGUCUAAAUGACAUGGUGGCCGAGAGGUGGGAGUCCAGCUUCUGCGACACUGUCAGACUGUUUCAGAAAUCCAACAGCAAAGUCAAAAUGUACCCUUACACGUCCUCCUCACUGAGGGAAGAUUUCCAGAAGACCAGCCGCGUAUCAGAACGUUACCUGGUCACCAGCCUGAUCCUGGUAGUUACCAUGGCCAUCCUUUGCUGCUCUAUGCAGGACUGCGUCCGCAGCAAACCCUGGCUAGGCCUGCUCGGAUUAGUGACCAUAAGCCUGGCCACUCUCACUGCAGCUGGGAUCAUCAAUCUUACUGGUGGGAAAUAUAAUUCCACCUUCCUGGGAGUCCCUUUCAUCAUGCUAGGUCAUGGAUUAUAUGGGACUUUUGAAAUGUUAUCCUCCUGGAGGAAAACUAGAGAAGACCAACAUGUUAAAGAGAGAACUGCAGCAGUCUAUGCAGACUCCAUGCUCUCCUUUUCUCUCACCACUGCCAUGUACCUGGUCACCUUUGGCAUAGGGGCCAGCCCUUUCACAAACAUUGAGGCAGCCAGGAUUUUCUGCUGCAAUUCCUGUAUUGCAAUCUUCUUCAACUACCUCUAUGUACUCUCGUUUUAUGGUUCCAGCCUAGUGUUCACUGGCUACAUAGAAAACAAUUACCAGCAUAGUAUCUUCUGUAGAAAAGUCCCAAAGCCUGAGGCAUUGCAGGAGAAGCCGGCAUGGUACAGGUUUCUCCUGACAGCCAGAUUCAGUGAGGACACAACCGAAGGCGAGGAAGCAAACACUUACGAGAGUCACCUAUUGGUAUGUUUCCUCAAACGCUAUUACUGUGACUGGAUAACCAACACCUAUGUCAAGCCUUUUGUAGUUCUCUUUUACCUUAUUUAUAUUUCCUUUGCCUUAAUGGGCUAUCUGCAGGUCAGUGAAGGGUCAGACCUUAGUAACAUCGUAGCAACCGCGACACAAACCAUUGAGUACACUACUGCCCAGCAAAAGUACUUUAGCAACUACAGUCCUGUGAUUGGGUUUUACAUAUAUGAGUCUAUAGAAUACUGGAACACUAGUGUCCAAGAAGAUGUUCUAGAAUACACCAAGGGGUUUGUGCGGAUAUCCUGGUUUGAGAGCUAUUUAAAUUACCUUCGGAAACUCAAUGUAUCCACUGGCUUGCCUAAGAAAAAUUUCACAGACAUGUUGAGGAAUUCCUUUCUGAAAGCCCCUCAAUUUUCACAUUUUCAAGAGGACAUCAUCUUCUCUAAAAAAUACAAUGAUGAGGUCGAUGUAGUGGCCUCCAGAAUGUUUCUGGUGGCCAAGACCAUGGAAACAAACAGAGAAGAACUCUAUGAUCUCUUGGAAACCCUGAGGAGACUUUCUGUCACCUCCAAGGUGAAGUUCAUCGUCUUCAAUCCGUCCUUUGUGUACAUGGAUCGAUAUGCCUCCUCUCUGGGAGCCCCCCUGCACAACUCCUGCAUCAGUGCUUUGUUCCUGCUCUUCUUCUCGGCAUUCCUGGUGGCAGAUUCACUGAUUAACGUCUGGAUCACUCUAACAGUUGUGUCCGUGGAGUUUGGAGUGAUAGGUUUCAUGACAUUAUGGAAAGUAGAACUGGACUGCAUUUCUGUGCUAUGCUUAAUUUAUGGAAUUAAUUACACAAUUGACAAUUGUGCUCCACUGUUAUCCACAUUUGUUCUGGGCAAGGAUUUCACAAGAACUAAAUGGGUAAAAAAUGCCCUGGAAGUGCAUGGGGUAGCUAUUUUACAGAGUUACCUCUGCUAUAUUGUUGGUCUGAUUCCUCUUGCAGCUGUGCCUUCAAAUCUGACCUGUACACUGUUCAGGUGCUUGUUUUUAAUAGCAUUUGUCACCUUCUUUCACUGCUUUGCCAUUUUACCUGUGAUACUGACUUUCCUGCCACCCUCUAAGAAAAAAAGGAAAGAGAAGAAAAAUCCUGAGAACCGGGAGGAAAUUGAGUGUGUAGAAAUGGUGGAUAUCGAUAGUACCCGUGUGGUUGACCAAAUUACAACAGUGUGAUAAUGUCUGCUUGGUAUAUUUUCACCUUAGGUCUUAUCAAGACCAAAGAGAUUAUGUUAAUGAAACAAUUAAAUUCAAAGUUGUUCCCUUUUUUAAAGAUAGGAAACAGGCAUUGCCAAAAAAAAAAAAAAAAGUAAGAGAUAAUGGGGAGAAAUGGGCAUGGCAUAUUUUCAGUCUUUAAAACAAAAGAGUUGUUAUGAGAAUUCACACACACACACCCUAGGAGACCUAUAGUCUCUUAAACUAAGAUCAAAUAGAAGAAAGCUUAUUAACAAGCAGGAUCCUGUCUUAUCCAAACUGCAGAUGUUGCUGGCAUUGUGACAAAACCCACUGAUAGAAAGGUCAACUGCCAAGGCAGAAACAGCUUUUAAGCAUUGUUCAAACAAUAAGGCUUCCAGAACUUCUGUAGAGCAGUAGCUCCAGCCAUGGUCUGUGGUUUGAGGUUUUAGCUGUCUCACCUAGCUCCCUAACACCAAAGGAGAUGCUCUGAAAGUUCUGACCAGCAAAAGCAAGCCAGAGCCUUGGAAACUGAUACGUGGUAGAGUGGCCAUCACUCAUGGACUAAAAUUGUUUCACCUCUAAAUUCACCCAGGUGAAGCAGUUUUGUUGUCUAGAAUGAAAUUAUCAUAUUCCCCCAUUGGUAUGCUUUUAACAUUUGUAUAGUUUGGUUUGGUUAAAACACCUUAAAACCAAUGACAGCUCCAGCACUGCAGAACUGGUGUGAUUCUAUUUUGGAAGAGCUUGUCACUUGUCACCAAAUGGGUCUGCUUUAUUAGUUACAGCUCUUGGCAGGAGGAUCCAGGGACCCAAAACCACAGAGCCAAACCCAAAUACCUGGCAUGAUGGAGCAAAAGCAGGUGUCUACUUGGACCCAGAUAUAGUGUCUCCAUUUUAACAACGACAACAAAAUAGCCAGCUGGUACAGCUGUUUGUGGUUGGCCCUACAUGCAUUUUUUGCAUGGAUACCCAGAAACAUCUGCCCACGCAUAACUGAGGGAAAAAAACGAACACUGAAAUAGUAAUUUGCUGUUGCUUCCAACUUGUAGUGCCAGUCUGCCUUUGCUAUGAAACACACCUGCUCAGAGACAGAGAGGAAGAUCUUUAGUAAGUCUAAGUCCUGACACUGAGAAGCUUUGUAGAAGUGCAGGGAGAUAAAGGGCCAAAAGGGAGACAGAUGGAAAAGACUGGACAAAGUAUUCACUAAUACAAAUCUAUCAAUGAUGGCAGUCCAAUUCUCUUACUAAACUGGCUGCACCUCACCUUGCUGGUUCCCCCUACACCUUUUUUGAUGUCCUUCUACUUCAUCAUAGCAAGGCCCUUCUGUGUAUUAACAAGCCUAGAUAUUUACACUCCUGACUUCCAGUAUCUACAGAAGAAUGGUUCAUAGAUCCAAACAGAAAUGAGUUAGAUCUAAAAAGGCUGUAUACGUUGUCCAGGCCCCUGCAUUUCUUUAAAUUUAUAAAAAUGAAGCUAAAACCUGGUUACAUUUAUAGCAAAUAUCUACAGUAUUUUUCCCUUUUGGAGAUGUAGCUUAUUUAGACAUCUAUAGUGGUAAGCAUUUCCCAAAAGCAUCUUACCUUUCUGAACCUUAGCAGACAUGCUGUGCAAGUUACCCAUCUUCUGCAGAGGAGGAAACUGAGACCUAGGAGAAUAAAGUGACUCACUCAGGUCACACCACUAAAGGAUUUUCAUCAUUUCAGCAUACCUAAGACAGGGCAGGCCAAUUUU
Molecule: messenger RNA, 4505 nt
Organism: Chlorocebus sabaeus (green monkey)
Lineage: Eukaryota; Metazoa; Chordata; Mammalia; Primates; Cercopithecidae
Gene: PTCHD1
Product: patched domain containing 1
Biological process (GO): cognition; chemical synaptic transmission
Cellular component (GO): synapse; plasma membrane
Source: RefSeq, a predicted model, not a curated record